AUCACCCUUGCUAAUCACUCCUCACAGUGACCUCAAGUCCUGCAGGCAUGUACAGCAUGCAGCUCGCAUCCUGUGUCGCACUGACACUUGUGUUCCUUGUCAACAGUGCACCCACUUCAAGCCCCACUUCAAGUUCCACUUCAAGCUCUACAGCGGAAGCACAGCAGCAGCAGCAGCACCUGGAGCAGCUGUUGAUGGACCUACAGGAGCUCUUGAGCAGGAUGGAGAAUUACAGGAACCUGAAACUCCCCAGGAUGCUCACCUUCAAAUUUUACUUGCCCAAGCAGGCCACAGAAUUGAAAGAUCUUCAGUGCCUAGAAGAUGAACUCGGAGCUCUGCAGCGUGUGCUGGAUUUGACUCAAAGCAAAAGCUUUCAAUUGGAAGAUGCUGAGAAUUUCAUCAGUAAUAUCAGAGUAACUGUUAUAAAACUAAAGGGCUCUGAAAACACACUUGAGUGCCAAUUUGCUGAUGAGUCAGUGACUGUGGUGGAAUUUCUGAGGAGAUGGAUAGCCUUCUGUCAAAGCAUCAUCUCAGCAAGGCCUCAAUAACUACGCACCUCCCAUCUACAACACGCAAGGCUUUCUAUUUAUUUAAAUAUUUAACUUUAAUUUAUUUUUGGAUGUAUUGUUUACUAUCUUUUAUAACUACUAGUCUUCAGAUGAUAAAUACGGAUCUUUAAAGAUUCUUUUUGUAAGCCCCAAGGGCUCAAAAAAUUUUAAACUAUUUAUCUGAAAUUAUUUAUUAUAUUGAAUUGUUAAAUAUCAUGUGUAGGUAGACUCAUUAAUAAAAGUAUUUAGAAGAUUCAAAUAUAAAUAAGCUCAGAUGUCUGUUAUUUUUAGGACAACACAGAGUAAGCGCUAAAAUAAUUUCUCAGUUAUUCCUGUGAACCCUAUGGUGGCCAGUGUUUUCAAGAAUCACUUUCCCCU
Mus pahari (shrew mouse) is the source of this 926-nucleotide messenger RNA. It is a transcript of the gene Il2, whose product is annotated as interleukin 2. Bases 48 to 548 code for a protein of 166 amino acids. Lineage: Eukaryota; Metazoa; Chordata; Mammalia; Rodentia; Muridae. The record is from RefSeq and is a predicted model, not a curated record. Gene Ontology annotation, molecular function: interleukin-2 receptor binding; growth factor activity. Gene Ontology annotation, biological process: immune response. Gene Ontology annotation, cellular component: extracellular region. The transcript has 4 exons.